Molecule: messenger RNA, 2436 nt
Organism: Cokeromyces recurvatus
Lineage: Eukaryota; Fungi; Mucoromycota; Mucoromycetes; Mucorales; Mucoraceae
Exons: 3
Coding region: 152-2329 (725 amino acids)
Biological process (GO): mitochondrial translation; arginyl-tRNA aminoacylation
Cellular component (GO): cytoplasm; mitochondrion
Molecular function (GO): ATP binding; arginine-tRNA ligase activity
Source: RefSeq, a predicted model, not a curated record
UUCAAUAUGAAUGAAUAAUAUAUUUGUAAUUGUAGUAUGUGUUAAUAUGACUCAUUUUAUGUGUAUACAAAUACUGCUGCUGUUGUGUACCUUAAUUGCUUUGAAAUAGGAUUGUUGUGGCUUGGAACUUGUCUUCUUUACAAUAUUCAACAUGAGUUUGACAGUUCCUUUUCAAAACAUUCCUGUUGGCAUUUUAGCUAUUCUUACAGCUAAUUCAACUAUCAAGCAAUCCUUAAAUGUUCAAGUUGAUAACGUCGAAUCAGUUACCCUUAAGCUCGAUAAUAUUGAAUUUACUACAACCGCUAACAUUGCUCGUUAUCUUAUUCGCGCUUAUAAACUCAUGGAUGAAUCUGCAGCUGACCAUCAAUGGUUAGCUCACAUUCUUGACCUUGCCUUAAGUAAUCAAACUGAUGCUUUGCAAUCACUUCUCAGCAAUCAAUCUGAUUUCUUAUCCAGCUCAUUUUCUGUCGUUGAUAUCCUUGUUUGGUCUGUUUUGCAGUCUUCUAACACAGCUUACGUUAAAAAGGUAGAAUCAUUAUCUGCUGUUCAAGAAGCCCUUCAAUGGGCUUCUGAACUUGCUAAAACAACACCUUCUGUCGAAAUCCCUCACAUUGAAGGUUCUGAUCCUUCCACAAACCCCAUGGAUACCUUCCGUAAUCUCAUUGCUGUUCAAAUUGCUGCCUUUGCUAACCUCGAUCCCAGUUUUGUUUACAGCUCCAUCGACUUGCCUCGUUCCCUUGAAAACGGUGACUUGGCUAUAGCCGUCCCCCGUUUACGUGUAAAGGGUAACCCCGCUGCUUUCGCCGCUCAAUGGGCUAAAGACUUUAAAACCUCUCAAUACAUUACUGAAGUCUCAGCUGCAGGUCCAUUUUUGAACUUCCGUAUUAACAAACAAAUCUUGAUCGAAUUAACCAUUCACCAAGUUACUGAGCGUACUGAAAAAUAUGGUCAUAACAGUUUUGGUAGUAAUAAGACAGUCAUUGUUGAAUUCUCUUCACCCAACAUCGCCAAGCCUUUCCAUGCUGGUCAUUUGAGAUCAACUAUUAUUGGUGCAUUUUUGAGAAAUGUAUAUGAUGCUAAUGGUUGGAAGACCAUCUCCAUGAACUAUUUAGGUGAUUGGGGCAAGCAAUAUGGUCUUUUGGCUGUUGGUUUUGCAAAAUAUGGUUCUGAAGAAAAACUUACUUCUGAUCCUAUUAAACAUUUAUACGACGUCUACGUUCAAAUUAAUAAGGAUGCUGAAGAAACCCCCUCUAUUCAUGAUGAUGCUCGUGCUUAUUUCAAAAAGAUGGAGGAUGGAGAUGAAACCGCUUUGGCUCUCUGGCGUCGUUUCCGUGAUCUUUCUAUUGUCAAAUACCGUGAUAUUUAUGCUCGUCUUAAUAUUCACUUUGAUGUCUAUUCAGGUGAAUCUCAAGUUGCUGAUGGUAUGGAAAGAGCAAUGAAGAUGUUGCAUGAUUGUAACCUCUUACAAGAAUCUGAAGGCGCCCUCAUUAUUGAUAUGGAAAAGUACAAGUUGGGUAAGACAGUCGUUCAAAAGAAGGAUGGUACUACACUUUACUUGACUCGUGAUAUUGGUGCAGCUAUGGAACGUUAUGAAAAAUAUAAAUUUGAUAAAAUGAUUUAUGUUGUUGCAUCACAACAAGAUCUUCAUCUCAAGCAACUCUUUAAAACUUUAGAGUUGAUGAAUUUUGAAUGGGCCAACCGUCUUGAACAUGUUAACUUUGGUAUGGUCUUGGGUAUGUCCACUCGUAAGGGUACUGUUGUGUUCUUGGAGGACAUUUUAGAAGAAGCCAAGGAAACAAUGCAUGAAGUGAUGCGUAAAAAUGAAGCUAAAUAUGCUGAAAUCGAUGACCCUGAACGUGUUGCUGAUGAAAUUGGUAUCUCUGCCGUCAAGAUUCAAGAUAACUCUGCUCGUCGUAUCAAAAACUAUGACUUUGAUAUGGCCCGUAUGUGCUCUUUUGAAGGUGAUACUGGACCUUAUAUUCAAUAUGCUCAUGCUCGUUUGGCUUCUGUAGAACGUAAAUCAGGUCUUAAAGUGAAUCCUAAUGCCGACUUGAGUCUCUUAACCGAACCUCAAGCCUUAGAUGUCAUCCGUACUGUGGCUCAAUAUCCUGAUUUAAUCAAGUCACUUUUGAAUGGCUAUGAACCUUGUAAUGUUGUGACUUAUGCAUUUAAAUUGAGUCAUGAUAUUUCUGCUUGCUUUGAGAACUUGUGGGUACGUGGUGCAAGUCCUGAAGUAGCUGACGCUAGACUUUUGAUGUAUUGGUCUGCUCGUAUUACGCUUGGAAAUGCUAUGCGUAUGUUAGGCUUAAGACCAUUAGAGCGUAUGUAAAGAAGAAGAAGAAGAAAAAAAAAUUGUGUAUAAUAAUAAUAAUAAUGAUAAUAAUAAUGAUAAUAAAAAAUAGUAGUAUAUAUAUAUAUAUAUAUAGUAGAUUCCCC